CUUCUCCCGUAGGCCCCGAUCCUCCAAACUCUUACCCACCUGCUUAGGGACUGCUCAUGGCACAUGGCUGGAGGAAUGGGGCCUUGCUGUGUGUGUUGCAUUAGUGCCUAGAAGACCCGAAGGUUGAUGGCCCCAUUUUGCUAGGCGAUGAAUACACAAGAGCAGACACUGGUCCCUACUGAAGUUUGCGGAUUAAAGUCCUGAUCCUGUAAACUGAUUUGUGCGGGCAUUUCCCUCGGCCCACAAGGAACCUCAGGCGCUGGGCUUCGUGUGGGCUAUGCAAUCCUUAAGAGGAGAGGCUUAACUGACUCAUUGCUGUGCAAAGCUGUACUCCUAAGAAUUGCAUCAGAGGAAGACACCAGAAUUGCAUCAGGCAGAGGAUAUGAAGAAAGCAGUUCUUCAUUUUAAGUAGCUGUGACACAGCCUGCAAGAGAUUUCAAAAUGUGUGGUAUCUGGGCCCUUUUUGGAAGUGAUGAAUGCCUUUCUGUCCAGUGUCUAAGUGCCAUGAAAAUAGCUCACCGAGGUCCUGAUGCAUUUCGUUUUGAAAACGUCAAUGGCUUCACCAACUGUUGUUUUGGUUUCCAUCGUCUGGCGAUUGUUGAUCAAUUAUAUGGCAUGCAGCCUAUUCGGGUGAAGAAGUUUCCAUAUUUAUGGCUAUGUUACAAUGGAGAAAUCUACAAUUUCAGACAGCUGCAAAAGCAGUUUGGAUUUGAAUAUCAAACUUUAGUAGAUGGCGAGGUAAUCCUUCAUCUUUACAACAGAGGAGGAAUAGAGCAAACAGCCUCCAUGCUAGAUGGUGUGUUUGCAUUCAUCCUGCUGGACACUGCAAACAGGAAAGUGUUUCUGGGAAGAGAUACAUAUGGAGUCAGACCAUUGUUUAAGGUGCUGACUGAAGAUGGAUUCUUGGGUGUCUGUUCUGAGGCAAAAGGUCUUGUCAACUUAAAGCACUCCAUGUCCACUUGUCCUAAAGUGGAGCCUUUUCUUCCGGGACACUAUGAAGUGUUGGAUUUAAAACCAUCUGGCAAAGUUGCAUCAGUGGAACUGGUAAAAUUUCAUAGCUGUAAAGAUGAACCUCUGCAUGCUGUUUAUGAUACAGUGGAAAAUCUGCCUGCAGGUUUGGAUCUUGAAACCGUGAAAAGCAACAUUCGGCUUCUGUUUGAAAAUGCUGUUAAAAAACGUUUAAUGAGUCACCGAAGAAUUGGCUGUCUUUUGUCAGGGGGCUUGGAUUCCAGUUUGGUUGCUGCGAUGCUCCUGAAACUGAUGAAAGAAGCAAGCGUCAAUUACCCUUUACAAACCUUUGCCAUUGGAAUGGAAGACAGUCCUGAUUUAUUGGCUGCCAGAAAGGUAGCUGCUUAUAUUGGCAGUGAACAUCAUGAAGUAAUAUUUAAUUCUGAAGAAGGCAUUCAGGCAUUAGAAGAGGUUAUUUUUAGCUUGGAAACAUAUGAUAUUACAACAGUAAGAGCUUCAGUUGGUAUGUAUCUGGUUUCCAAACACAUACGCAAGAAAACAGACAGUGUGGUCAUUUUCUCAGGGGAAGGCUCGGAUGAGCUUACACAAGGCUAUAUUUAUUUCCAUAAGGCCCCGUCUCCUGAAGAAGCUAUGGAAGACAGUGAGCGGCUUCUGAGAGAACUCUACAUGUUUGAUGUACUUCGUGCAGACAGAACUACUGCAGCUCAUGGUCUUGAACUGAGAGUCCCGUUUUUGGAUCACAGGUUUACUUCUUACUACCUAUCCCUGCCAGCAGAACUCAGAAUUCCAAAGGAUGGAAUUGAAAAACAUCUCUUGAGAGAAUCGUUUCAGGAUUCCAACUUGCUUCCGAAAGAAAUACUCUGGAGACCCAAAGAAGCCUUCAGUGAUGGUAUAACAUCUCUCAAGAAGUCUUGGUUUUCAAUUCUCCAAGAUCAUGUUGAUCUCCAGGUUGAUGACCUUUUGCUGGAAAAGGCAGCAGAGAAAUUUCCUUUUAAUCCUCCUAAGACUAAAGAAGGUUACUACUACCGCCAGAUCUUUGAGAAGCACUACCCUGGGCGAGCUGACUGGCUUUCCCAUUACUGGAUGCCAAGAUGGAUUGAAGCUACAGAUCCUUCUGCUCGCACAUUGAAACAUUACAAAUCAGCUACCAAAGAAUAAGCAUUCCAGUAAUUUUGAAACAGAAAUUACUUGUUACCAAAUGGCUCUAUCUGCGCUAAAGCUGGUCAUGCACCCAAUAGUCUAAAGAAUAUUCUAAAUGGAUUUGGACAGUGGUAUUUAAGAUGGAAAAAGCACUUUUUAGCCAGUAUAAUAGUGUGAAAUUCACCCCACUGCAGAGGGCUUGCACAAAGACCUCUGCCUCACUUAAACUACAACUCUGGUCUGAAAAACUAUUCUGUGAAAAGGGCACCAUCUUGCUUAGCAGUUCUGCCCCUUGUUCAUACUCAGUCAGACUGGCUGACUUCAGUUACAAACAUACAUGUAUUUUUAACAUAAAGCCUCCUUGGAAGACUUGAAUGGCUCAUAUGAUGUGUGUUCUCCCGAAUUUCACUUUGGGGGGUAUAAAAUGAGCAUUUAUGGACUGGACAUUCUGUCUAGGCUCCUGUGUUUAAAAACUGUAGCAUUCAUGCGGUUACUGUAGACAUGGGCAAGAUCUACAGAGAUUUGCAAAUUCCUACAGGUACAGAGAGGCACCUAGUAGAAUUUACAGAAGUGCCUAAGCAAAGUCAAUGGGAGGUAGGUAUCUAACCUGCUUAGGCACUUCUGAAAAUCCCACUACAUUCUCAUUAGGCACUGGUGGGUAUGUCUACAUAGGGAUAAAAAACCUGCAGCUGGCCUGGGUCCACUGACUCAGGCUCCAGGACUGAAAAAUAGCUGUCUAGACAUUCAAGCUGGAGCUCGAGUUCUGGGACCCUGCAAGGGUGGAACAUCCCGGAGCUCGGGCUGGAGCCUGAGCCAGAAUGUCCACACAGCAAUUUUUAGCCCUGCAGUCCCUGCCAGCAAACCAAGGCCAGCCAUGGCCAUGCCGUGGGACUUUCAUCCUGCAUUAACAUAUUUGAAAUAUCUUUGUAGAUCUGGCCUGUCUAUACAUAUAGUGGUAAUGGGUUUGAUAUAAGAAUUUGAAACAUGGAAUAAAAUUGGCCAGUUAUAUCCUU
Mauremys mutica (yellowpond turtle) is the source of this 3122-nucleotide messenger RNA. RefSeq names its product asparagine synthetase (glutamine-hydrolyzing) (gene ASNS). The coding region runs from base 442 to 2127 and encodes 561 amino acids. NCBI's taxonomy places the organism in Eukaryota, Metazoa, Chordata, Testudines, Geoemydidae. The record is from RefSeq and is a predicted model, not a curated record. Gene Ontology annotation, molecular function: asparagine synthase (glutamine-hydrolyzing) activity. The transcript has 12 exons. Gene Ontology annotation, cellular component: cytosol.